UUUUUUUUUUUUUUUUUUUUUUUUUUUGAUUUGGGAUAUAUGAAUUGAAGAAGACUCAAUUUGCAUGUGGAUUUUUCCAGAAUUGUGAUUGUGUUGUAAGGUUAAAGAAGAAAAGGAAUAUUUAUAUAUAUAUAUAUAUAUUUAUAAUACACUCAUCUAGUUGAAGAAGAAGGUUUAGUUAUAUAUAUUUAUAUAUAAGAGUUGAGCUGCUAUAUAUAUAUAUAUAUAAGAGAUAUGGCUGCAUCAUCUUCUUCAGCAUCACUGUUUGGAUUUAGAGGAGAAGAAGAAUCAAAUCAAAUGAAGCAACAACAUUCACUUCCACCUUCAUCAUCAAUUGCUACUCCAGCUGCACCAUCUCAGAAGAAGAAGAGAAACCAACCUGGAACACCAAAUCCAGAUGCAGAGGUGAUAGCACUAUCUCCCAAGACACUAAUGGCAACAAACAGGUUUAUAUGUGAAGUAUGCAACAAAGGGUUCCAAAGAGAGCAAAACCUACAGCUUCACAGAAGAGGACACAACUUGCCUUGGAAGCUUAAGCAGAAGAGUACAAAAGAGCCUAAGAGAAAGGUUUAUCUUUGUCCUGAGCCCACAUGUGUUCAUCAUGAUCCUUCAAGGGCUCUUGGUGACCUCACUGGGAUUAAGAAACACUACUCUCGCAAACAUGGUGAGAAGAAAUGGAAAUGUGACAAAUGCUCCAAGAAAUAUGCUGUUCAAUCUGAUUGGAAAGCACAUUCUAAGACUUGUGGCACUAGAGAAUAUAGAUGUGAUUGUGGCACUCUCUUCUCCAGGAGAGACAGUUUCAUAACACACAGAGCUUUCUGUGAUGCAUUAGCUCAAGAGGGACCAAGACAGGCACCAAUUACCCUAAGUGGUAGCAGCAUUGGCAGCCAUCUUUAUGGAGCUGGAGGAAACAGCGGCACCAACAACUCCAUCAUGGGAUUAAACUUAUCCCAUCAUGUACCUCAACAAAUCUCCAACAUCCAACAAGACCACACCAAUUCACCGACAGAACUCCUUCGACUCGGCGGCAAUGCUACCGCGAAUCGAACCGGACAAUUCGAUCACCACAUUCUCCCAACAUCUUUCAGACCUAAUUCCUUCUUUCAUCCUGAACAAAACCAAAACUAUGUCCCUGACCCAACCAACAACCUCUUCAACAUUCCUUUCCUUAACAACAACAACAACAACAGUACUAAUAAUAAUAACAAUACUAAUAGUGGGAGCAACUCGUUUUCUGAACAGUUGAAUAUGAAUCAUGAAGGAACAAAUUUUUUCAGUGGAUCAGGAACAAGUAGUGCACCUUCAUUAUUCAGCACUUGUCUUCAACAAGGAGGAGGAAGCAGUGGAAUAUCUCAUAUGUCUGCAACUGCAUUGCUUCAAAAAGCUGCUCAGAUGGGUGCAACUUCGAGCAACGGAAAUGGAACAGCAACUUCGCUUUUGAAAAGCUUUGGAAACACUACUAGUAAUAAUUCAUCUUCAGGUGGUGGUGGUGGAAGUGGAAACUAUGGAGGUUUUGGUGUUGGUGGUGGAAAUGAACAACAGAAUAGUAAUUUGCAGGAUUUGAUGAACUGUUUUGCUGUUGGUGGUGGUGGUGGGGGUGGGAAUAGUAAUUCAAUAUUUGAUGGAAUUGGAGGUAGUUGUAGUGAAAGGCAGCUUACUCGUGAUUUUUUGGGAGUUGGUGGUCAGAUAGUGAGAAGCAUGAGUGGAAGAGAUCAUCAUCAUCAUCAUCAUCAUCAACAUGCACCUGCUGCUUUUAGUAACAUGCCUUCUAUGGAAAACAAUGCUGCUGCACCAUCGUCUUUUGGAGGAGGAGGAGGAAGAGGUGGUGCUGGUGCUUCUGCUGGUGCUGCUGGUGGAGGAGGGAAUUUUCACUGAUCAUUAACAAAAAGGGUUGAAACUUGGCUAUGUAGCUGAUCUAAUUAAGGCUUUUGAGAGCACAAUGAAGCAUAUUGUGAAUUCCUGAAUUUAUCGAGGCUUCUUCAACUAGGUCGAAUCUCCAUCCCCAAAACAAAAAGCAUAAAAAAAAUUAUAAAAAAAAAUCUGAUACAUAUUAGCUUUUAAGAUUUUCAUGGUUUAAUUUAAUAGAUUUUGUUAUUGGAUAUGGAUAUUUACCAUAUAUAUUUUAAUUCGACUAUCUAUAUAUAAUGACAUUGUUUGAAUA
Messenger RNA from Cicer arietinum (chickpea), 2161 nucleotides. RefSeq names its product protein indeterminate-domain 4, chloroplastic. Gene Ontology annotation, molecular function: DNA-binding transcription factor activity. NCBI's taxonomy places the organism in Eukaryota, Viridiplantae, Streptophyta, Magnoliopsida, Fabales, Fabaceae. The record is from RefSeq and is a predicted model, not a curated record. Gene Ontology annotation, cellular component: nucleus.